UGAUGCUGCACUUUUCUGGGCUAUUUAAAGGCCGCCGGGGCAUCUCUGUUGGCUCAUUUUAAGGGGCUCCUUUUUGCUGAGUCACAGAGCGGAGAGGAACAGGAUCCUUGGUGGCUGGACCCAAGCAAGGCGGCAUCAUGGCGUGUGGAUUGGUUGCAACGCACCUGAAAAUUUUUCCUGGAGACAGUGUGAUAGUUAAGGGGAAGAUUUUGUCUGGUUGCCAAGGUUUUGAGGUGAAUCUGGGCAAAGACUGUGACAAUCUGGUGCUUCACUUCAAUCCACGCUUCGACUGCAAGGGGGACGUGAACACCAUUGUGCUCAACUCUAGGAAGGAAGGGACCUGGGAAGAGGAGAAGAGGGAAUCUCACUUCCCCUUUGAGCAGGACAGCAACACAAUGGUCACCUUUACAUUUGAUGCUAACGAAAUAAAAGUGAAACUGGCAGAUGAACAUGAGCUCUGCUUCCCUAAUCGCUUGGGCCUUGAUAACAUUGAGUAUAUUGCAGUGGAUGGAGAUUUCAAAAUCAAAGUCCUCAAAUUUGCCUGACUCAGUUAUCUGUUCCUGCAACCUAGCAGUGUAACCUGAGUAAAAUCCAAAAUGGUGCUUAGCACAUUGUCGUAAAAUUUGAUGCUUUGCUCCUUUCAUUCGGUUGACAUGUUGCCCUCUGAAAAGGAAACUUUAAUUUAGAGUUUCCUGAAGCAAAAUGCCCCAGGGUCUCCUUGUUUUUUUGUAUCUGCUCUGAUAAGCUGUCUUGACCACUGGCUUUUUUUAAAUUGUAAAAUAAACUC
Pogona vitticeps (central bearded dragon) is the source of this 787-nucleotide messenger RNA. Its product is annotated as 16 kDa beta-galactoside-binding lectin. Lineage: Eukaryota; Metazoa; Chordata; Lepidosauria; Squamata; Agamidae. Gene Ontology annotation, molecular function: laminin binding; lactose binding. The record is from RefSeq and is a predicted model, not a curated record.